This is a messenger RNA of Oryza brachyantha (malo sina), 1477 nucleotides long. RefSeq names its product probable glycosyltransferase 3. Gene Ontology annotation, cellular component: trans-Golgi network; endosome; membrane. Gene Ontology annotation, molecular function: hexosyltransferase activity. The record is from RefSeq and is a predicted model, not a curated record. The coding region runs from base 1 to 1353 and encodes 450 amino acids. Gene Ontology annotation, biological process: xyloglucan biosynthetic process. The transcript has a single exon. NCBI's taxonomy places the organism in Eukaryota, Viridiplantae, Streptophyta, Magnoliopsida, Poales, Poaceae.
AUGGCGGUGGCCGGCGGUGGGCGGCCGGCGGGGAGGCCGGCGAGGGGGAAGCAGAUGCAGAGGACGAUCAACAACGUCAAGAUCACGCUCAUCUGCGGCUUCAUCACGUUGCUCGUCCUCCGCGGCACCGUCGGCAUCAACAUCCUCGCCUACGGCGUCGCCGGCUCCGACGCCGUGGCGGCUGCCGAGGAGGCCAGGGUCGUCGAGGACCUCGAGCGCAUCCUCCGCGAGAUCCGCUCCGACGCCGACGACGACGACGAGGAGGAGGAGGGUGGCGGCGUACACGCGUCGGCGACGACCAACUCGACGACGCCCACGGCGAGGAAGAGCUCGAACCACACCUACACGCUCGGCCCCAAGGUGACGCGCUGGAACGCCAAGCGCCGGCAAUGGCUGUCCCGGAACCCGGCGUUCCCGUCCCGCGACGCCCGGGGCAAGCCCAAGAUCCUGCUCGUCACCGGCUCGCAGCCGGCGCCGUGCGACGACGCCACCGGCGACCACUACCUGCUCAAGGCGACCAAGAACAAGAUUGACUACUGCCGCCUCCACGGCAUCGAGAUCGUCCACAACAUGGCGCACCUCGACCGCGAGCUCGCCGGCUACUGGGCCAAGCUGCCGCUGCUCCGCCGCCUGAUGCUGUCCCACCCGGAGGUGGAGUGGGUGUGGUGGAUGGACAGCGACGCGCUCUUCACCGACAUGGCCUUCGAGCUCCCGCUCGAGCGCUACGUGGCCAGCAACCUCGUCAUCCAUGGCUACCCGGAGCUCCUCUUCGGCAAGCGCUCCUGGGUCGCGCUCAACACCGGCAGCUUCCUCCUCCGCAACUGCCAGUGGUCGCUGGAGCUGCUCGACGCGUGGGCGCCCAUGGGGCCCAAAGGGCGCGUCCGCGACGAGGCCGGGAAGGUGCUGACGGCGAGCCUGACGGGGCGGCCGGCGUUCGAGGCCGACGACCAGUCGGCGCUGAUCCACCUGCUGCUGACGGAGAAGAAGCGGUGGAUGGGGAAGGUGUACGUGGAGGACAAGUACUUCCUCCAUGGCUUCUGGGCGGGGCUCGUCGACAAGUACGAGGAGAUGAUGGAGAAGCACCACCCGGGCCUCGGCGACGAGCGGUGGCCGUUCGUCACCCACUUCGUCGGCUGCAAGCCCUGCGGCAGCUUCGGCGACUACCCGCGGGACCGCUGCCUGAGCGGCAUGGAGCGCGCCUUCAACUUCGCCGACAACCAGGUGCUCCGGCUGUACGGAUUCCGGCACCGGUCGCUGGCGAGCGCCAGGGUCCGGCGGCUCGCCAACCGGACGAACAGCCCGCUCGUCAACAAGGAGGCCGCGCUCAAGAUGGACGCCAAGAUCGAAACCUGAAGAAAUUUGAGACUUUCUUGUACCCCCUUCUAAAUCAGGCACAGAUGUAAUCCAAUAUAUGUGUGAUCGAUCGAUCCCGCAAUUUUUUUUUCCUUUUUAUGUGUUUAUUGGAUUAAAUACACAU